Molecule: messenger RNA, 741 nt
Organism: Phaeoacremonium minimum UCRPA7
Lineage: Eukaryota; Fungi; Ascomycota; Sordariomycetes; Togniniales; Togniniaceae
Product: putative matrix metalloproteinase-11 protein
Exons: 3
Coding region: 1-741 (246 amino acids)
Molecular function (GO): metallopeptidase activity
Source: RefSeq, a predicted model, not a curated record
AUGAUCAACAUGCACGAGAUUUGCGACAUUACUAUUACCAUGAGUGUCAAGGAGCAUCUUCCACAACUGGAGCCUGUGGUGAAUCCUGAUGCUACAUUCCACUGCACCAAGCAAGCGAACACCUCAGCUGCCGUCGUCUCUCUACGUGUUGGCCACGGAAAUGUCAUCCAUCGCUGGAAAAAGGGUUCGAUUCUCACUGCCUAUGUGAACGCAUGUAGCUUCCCGAGCGAGCAUCACCUUUUGAAGGCUAUCGAAGCCCUCAAACUGGGUAUGGAAGCUUGGAAUACGCUGAACCUCGGAGUUUCCUUCAAAAUCGUGGAAGAUAUCAAUUCUGCGGUCUUUCAGCUCGUCUACAAGUAUGAUACAGCCCGUGGUGAGGGCAAAACGUACGCGAUGUCUUUUCUUCCUGGUUUUUCGUCCAAGAACCCCAACAUCUUUUACCACGAGCUUGGCCACAUUUUGGGCUUGAGGCACGAACGUGCUCACGAGCUCGUGGAUGAGAGGCGCAUCUCCUCUGUUCAGUUCGGGCCCGCCAGCCCCAAGUCGGUAAUGAAUAACGACUUCGAUGAUGGCAGACUGCACUUGAUCGUAAUUCAUUCGCUAGAUAAGCUGUGGGUACAGAAGUUCUACGCAUAUGAUGAGCCCAGCUUUGCUGGGUCGCUUAUCGUAGAUGUAGAGGCUGAGUAUCUUGAGGUUGCCAGGUACAAUCUCACAUCCAUUCGCAAGAGCCUCGUCAACUAA